UUGAUUCUUAUUCCAGGAGCUUCGUCGGGAAUAGGAAAGGGUACUGCUGUACGUUUCGCUCGUGAAGGAUAUGCGUUAUCGCUGAGCGGUCGAGACGAAGAAGCGCUGUCCGAAACAGCCAAAUUGUGUAAGGAAGCUGGAGCUGCUGAUGUGAUUGUCACUGCUGGUGAUCUUUUGUACUCGUUCGCGUUCGAAAUAAUAACUGCUGUUCAAAUAGAAAUUCAAAAUCAGGUCAACAAUGCGGGAAUAUUGACCAAUGGAAGCGUCAUCGAUGCUGAUUUAGACUUAUUCGAUCGCCAAAUGGACGUUAAUGUAAGAAGUGUUGUCCAACUGACAAGGCUAGUUCUUCCCCACAUAAUAAAGUCUAGAGGAACGGUGGUGAACGUGUCAAGCAUUUUUGCUGGCAUUACGUACUACUGUAUGUCGAAAUCGGCUCUAGAUCAGUUCACGAAAUGCCUAGCUCUUGAGAUGGGGCCUCACGGAGUGCGCGUUAAUUCUAAAUUCUGUUCUUUUAAGUUCUUGGAAAAAGGAAAAUCAACACAUGUGCUUGGACGUGUAGGAGAAGUAUCUGAAGUGGCUGAGGCUAUUCUGUUCCUCGCUUCUGAUAAGAGUUCGUUCACGACAGGCGAACUACUGAGAGUUGAUGGUGGAAAAGGAAUUAUGUAUCCACUCUAG
Angiostrongylus costaricensis is the source of this 675-nucleotide messenger RNA. Lineage: Eukaryota; Metazoa; Nematoda; Chromadorea; Rhabditida; Metastrongylidae. The record is from the annotation of a GenBank genome assembly.